This is a messenger RNA of Puccinia triticina, 1176 nucleotides long. RefSeq lists its product as uncharacterized. The transcript has 4 exons. Gene Ontology annotation, molecular function: protoporphyrin ferrochelatase activity. The coding region runs from base 1 to 1176 and encodes 391 amino acids. Gene Ontology annotation, biological process: heme biosynthetic process. The record is from RefSeq and is a predicted model, not a curated record. Lineage: Eukaryota; Fungi; Basidiomycota; Pucciniomycetes; Pucciniales; Pucciniaceae.
AUGAUGAGCUGUCGAGUCGUCUCAGGAAUCCGGGGCGUACAUCUGGCUCAAAGGAGAGCUUUCUGUUCGUCCAAUGGAGCUCAGAAGAACGGACCAACUGGGGUCGUAUUCAUGAACAUGGGUGGACCGCGCACCGUAUCGGAAACAGGAGACUUCUUGUCGAGAUUGUUCCAUGAUGGCGAUCUGAUUCCGCUGCCAUUUCAAUCCACCCUAGCUCCAUUCAUCGCGAAAAGAAGGACUCCGAAGAUCGAGAAACAGUACGCAGACAUCGGAGGCGGCUCACCCAUCUUGAAGUGGACCCAGGAACAAGCAUCAGGAAUGGUUAAGAUCCUUGACGAACUAUCGCCGGAAACCGCUCCUCAUCGUCCAUACGUCGCUUUCCGAUAUGCACACCCGCUUACUGAGACUUGUUUAGAAGAAAUGAAAAGAGACGGUGUCACUCGUGCCGUUGCCUUUUCACAAUAUCCCCAAUACAGCUGUUCUACUACUGGAAGCAGCCUGAACGAGCUUUACAGACAGCUCAUCAAGGAUUCGAAGGAUGGUCCGUCCUCAAUCAAGUGGAGUGUGAUUGAUCGUUGGCCAACUCAUCCUGGGCUGAUUGAGGCUUUCGCAACACAUGUCGAACGAGCUCUGGAAUCGUACGACCCCCUCGUCCGGUCGAAGGUCAUCCUCCUAUUUUCUGCUCAUUCCUUGCCCAUGUCGGUGGUCAAUCGUGGCGACACCUAUCCUUCGGAAGUGGCGGCAACAGUUCAUGCAGUGAUGAAGCGCUUAAAUCAUCGGAAUCCAUAUCGAUUGGUUUGGCAGAGUCAAGUCGGCCCUUCAGCCUGGUUAGGUCCCCAAACUUCGGAUGCAUUGAAAGGAUACGCAAAGAAAGGAGUCAACGACAUGCUCUUAAUACCGAUUGCAUUUACUUCGGAUCAUAUCGAGACUUUGUUUGAAUUGGACCUCGAAUACAUUGAAGAGGCCAAAGAGGCCGGGCUGACAGGAGUCAAAAGAGUCGAAUCACUCAAUGCAGACCCCAUUUUCGUCAGAGCGUUGGCUGAUAUUGUAGCAGAACAUUUGAAAUCUUCUGGUCUUUCGCCAACGAGCACUCAGAUGACCCUUCGUUGCCCCGGUUGUAUCAAUAGCACUUGCCUCAAAUCCAAACAGUAUUUUUCUCAGCAAGAAAUAUCAUAG